Molecule: messenger RNA, 3223 nt
Organism: Drosophila busckii
Lineage: Eukaryota; Metazoa; Arthropoda; Insecta; Diptera; Drosophilidae
Gene: Ciz1
Product: glutamic acid-rich protein
Exons: 8
Coding region: 199-2940 (913 amino acids)
Source: RefSeq, a predicted model, not a curated record
AAGCACACGGUUCUAUUUCACAAAUUGUCAAAUAAAAACCUUUAAUAAGUGCAAAUUCAUUGCGUAAAAGCGAAUAAACUUGUGAAUUUAUAACAAACUUAUUAAAAGCAACUAUCUAACGUAUUGAUUUUAGCCACUGGAGACGCCGGCGCCGCAAACAGGGUGCUCCGCACAGACAAAGAACGAGCGCUAGUUUAAAUGAAUACAAAUUUCAAUUUUAGUAAAAUGCGUGGACGCGGCGGUUAUAUCCCACGUGGAGGCAACACCAUGCGUGGUGGUGGGGGUGGCAACUACUACAAUAAUCGCAAUUCCAGUAAUUAUGUAAAUACACGAACCCAGGGCAACUACCGUCCCAAUACGGGUCGCUAUGAGAACAACUAUAACAAUCAUCAUAACAAUCGCUAUAGCGGCGGCGGUGGCGACGAUCAUUAUGAUAAUCGCAAUCGUGACAAGUUCAAUCAUUCUAGCUCCGGCGGACGCUAUGACUCGAGCUCGGCUCAUAAGCGUAGUUAUGAUUCGUCACGCGAUGGUGGUCGUAAUGACGACCGCAAGCGGCCGCGUCAAGAUGAUUAUCGUCGUACGUCGUCGUCAAACGAUCACAAUGAUCGUCCUUCGUCAUCGCAGAACAUGGGCUCUUCAUCUAGCUAUCAUCCACGCAAUAGCUCUGGCGGCGGUGGCAGUGGUGGUGGUGGCGGCGGCGGCGGUGGCGGAUCAAGCUCAUAUCGUCCACGCGAUGAUGGUGGCGGCAAUCAACGACAUCAGCGUGACAAUGACACAUCAAUGGGUCCGCCAAAGCGUCCAUUGCUGCGCAGCGUUGCCGGCACCAGUUAUAUAUCUCGUGCACGCGGCUCAUUGGCCGUGCGCGGUGGCAUGAUACGCACCACAAUGCGCGGCGGCAGUAGCACCAUGCGGAUUGUGCGUCCACGCUUUGUUGAUAACAAUGAUCUGCGCACUAUGCGCCGCCAGCUGAUGUAUGCACAGCAAAAAGAUCGUGCACGCCUACUCAAGAUACAACAGCUGAAAAGCUCAUUGCGACGCCAACGCCAAGGAGGCAACAGCAGCAAUAAUUCAAGCGACGACAAUGAUGGCUCUGAAAAUGACGACAAGGACAGCUCGGAGAAAAGCAACAAGAAGAAGAGCAAUGACGCAGAUGGCGAUGAGGAUGAGCAAGAUGAUGACGUUGACGAUAAAGAUGAGACGCACGAUGGUGGUGAUGGUGAGAAAAAGAGUUUAGAUAGCUCAGGCAAGAAAUCGCCAACUAAGAAACGCAGCAGCCAAAAGGCCAGCGAUGAUGCCGACGACAAGGCUAAUGAGGCAAAGUCUACAACUGCUGCACAGGAUGAUGAGGAGCAUGAUGAAAAAGCUGACAAAAUCAAAAGCGAACCACUAUCACCUGAUAAUGAUGAAAGCAAGAGCAAGAGCGAAGCUACCGAUGACGCCGACAAGUCCAAAGAGAAAGCCGCCAAGGCUGAUAAAACAACAGGUAAGAAAAAGGAUAAGGAUGUUGAUGACAAGAAGAAAUCGUCAAGCGCCAAGAAGGAACGCUCCUCACGCAACAAAGACAAGAUCGAGAGUGACGAUGAGCGCCAUGAGCGUCGCACCAGCUCACGUCAUCGCGAUGAUGAGCACAAUCGUCUACAUCGUGCCUUUAUCAAGCUCAUCUGCGUGCACUGCCGCAUCAAGUGUGUGACCUUCAAGGAAUAUCAUUAUCAUUUGAACUCACGCACGCAUAAGAACACCAUGCGCACUGUUGCCUUGCGUCAACGCGCUGAUCUGCAGCGCAUGCGCGCACGUCAACGCACCACGCAGCGUGAGAUUGAAGAGAACAGCAAGGAGAAGUAUGAGUCGCGCUAUUGUCGCCUCUGCCGUUUGGCCUAUCGUCAGCCCAAGAGCUUGCAUCAGGCUUCGGAGCAUCACAAGACCAUUAAGAAGUUUGUCAUGCCCUAUUGCGGCAGCUGUCAUUUGGCUUUCAAGAACUCUAUGCUGUAUGAGAAUCAUCGCUGCUCACUGGAUCACAUUAAGAACAAAGUACGCAACGAUGAAUCCGGCUCGGAUGAUAGCGUUGAUGAGCGUGAAAUCGAUUUGAACAAAUUCCUCACUGUCGAUUCUGUGGGUGAGAUUGAUGAUGACAUUGUGGAUGCCGAUGUGGAUGCUUUGCUGCUGGAGGCUGAAGAAGCUCAAAAGAGCACUGAUGAGGAGACACGCAAACGUGGUCUGAUUGGUCUGGACUUUAUCAAAAGUGUGGAGGCCUUCUAUUGUGAACUGUGCAAUCAUUAUUCACCCAAAUUGGGUGAUGACACACUCGAUGCGUAUUCAAAGAAACAUUGCUUGCGGCAUUCGCAUCUAAAGAAUUAUUUGCGUCACAAAGAAGAUAAUGAAAAGAAGGCCAAGUCGGAUGCUGGUGAAGAAGAGGAACAUGAUGAUGAGGAGGAUAUACUGCUAGAAAAAGAUGCUGAUGAAGAAGCAGAAGAAGCUGAGGAGGAGGAUGUGGAAAUGAAAGAUAAGGAUGUGGAUGAUGAAGACGCUGAGAAGCAUAAUGAUGAGUUAUGGGAGGAGGUCGACAAGGAUCUUGGUGAGCUACUGGCUCAAGUGGAGCCGCUAGGACAGGAGGAAGAGGAGGAUGAAUCGGUGCUGAAUAUUGACAUUGAAAGCGAGAAAAACAAACUGAAAGACGCUAAAGAUGAAGCCAAUGGCAGCGCUGACGAGCCCACAAAGGAAACGAAGUCCGCUGCUGCUGCAGACAAGACAGCAGAGAAGAAAGCAACACCUGGCACACCCAGUAAGACAGUCGCCAAGCCGAAGGCCACACCCAAGGCACCAGCUACCAAGGCCAAUCGUCCCGGCCCAGCCUCCAGCAAACGUCAAGUGACGGUCAAUGUGAAACGCACUUCGGUGGCUGCAAUUAAGGCGGCGACCAAAUCAACAACUGACUCCAAGUGAGUGAGGGCCACAGUCAAACACAUAUAUAAGCACAGACACAAACACAUACACAAAUACAAAGACACACACAAACACAGACAUAAACACACACACAUAUACAUACAACUGUGCACCAAUCCAUUGUGUGCUUGUUGUAAUACACAUCAACAAUUACAUACACAUCAUAAUACAAUACAAAAUGAAAAUGUAAUACAAGUUAAACAUGAAACAUGAGCAUGCAGGUCUGAAGCUGUGUCUAUAAUUGUGUAUAGACUUGUUUAAUAAACUCUUAGACUUAAUUUAA